Molecule: messenger RNA, 1249 nt
Organism: Lindgomyces ingoldianus
Lineage: Eukaryota; Fungi; Ascomycota; Dothideomycetes; Pleosporales; Lindgomycetaceae
Exons: 4
Coding region: 1-1095 (364 amino acids)
Source: RefSeq, a predicted model, not a curated record
AUGUUUCUGAGACCGGGCAUGGUGGUAUGGGUUGCUGGGAUUAUUUUGACCAGCUUGUCCACCAUAGUAGUAGCCUUGAGGUAUUACUGUCGUUACUUUCUGAUGGGUACUGUCGGUGCAACGGAUCAUCUCAUGUUGACCGCUCUCUUAAUAACUUGGGGAAACACGGUAAUCAACUAUUAUCAAGACCAAACGAGUAGCUCGUUUAGGCCAAGCCAGUUCCGCAUCCCUGAGAAGAGGCCAAAGAUUGCGGCCGCCCUUCAAGGGACAUUGCUCACCUGGUACAUGUAUCGAAUCACCUACAUAAUUGGGCUUUGCUUUGUCAAACUCUCGAUCCUCUUCUUCUACCGUGCAAUUGCAUCACACAUCACAUUCCGCCGGAUGGUCUAUGCUACGAUAACAUUCAUCUCUCUGUACACGUUUGCAGCGACCAUCGCCAACAUCUUUCAAUGCCAGAAUCCCUCGGACUCGUGGAGCACAUCAGCCUAUUUCUCCCAAUUUGAUGGGCCAGGCCCGAGCAAAACUCCUAAGCCAAAGGUGCGCUGCAACAACCCUGUUCAGCUGUGGGUUUUCUCGGCCGCCGUCAACCUCUUCACGGAUGUAGUCAUUCUUCUGCUUCCCAUUCCCACGCUUCUAGGACUAAGGGUGCCAAUGAAUAAACGUCUUGCGUUGGUCGGCAUUUUCUCGGUCGGUAUCAUGGCCAUUGUUGCUUCCUGUGUUCGCAUGUGGGUAAUGGCACUCUGGUCCGAGUCGCCCGCCAAUUCAGCCCAUUUUGGAGCAGAUCUACUCCUCUGGGGCCAGGUUGAAACAAACAGCGGAAUCAUCUCUGCCUCGGUCCCAUUCCUCAGGAUGAUCUUCCGAGGCCGAGAGAAGGAGCCCUCAGAAAAGAACCGAGGUAUCAGUCCACCCAGACGCCCAGUUGAUACCAACAAUAAACCACUUGAAAUAUCGUCCAUGGCUUUCUUCUCCGGUCCCGAUGUUGGACCUAAUGGUUCUCCGAUUUGGAAACCAUUCAUUACAGUUCCGGCGUCGCUGAGUUCGAGCUCGAGGGAUUCGGCUGCGCUAGAGGCACAGCAUCCACACCAGACGGUCUGAAAGUCGUGAAUCGAGGUAAAAGGCGAAUGGUUAGAAAGGGUUCCUAAAGAUUCCGGGACAGCACCUCCACGCAAUGCAGCGUUAAUUACGGCAACCGUAGCGCUCGGAUGGUAGCUGGCCUACCGUGUUGGAACACUAGCUAACGUCGCUAUCG